Diorhabda carinulata is the source of this 949-nucleotide messenger RNA. Its product is annotated as scoloptoxin SSD976-like. Lineage: Eukaryota; Metazoa; Arthropoda; Insecta; Coleoptera; Chrysomelidae. The transcript has 4 exons. Gene Ontology annotation, cellular component: extracellular region. The record is from RefSeq and is a predicted model, not a curated record. The coding region runs from base 67 to 918 and encodes 283 amino acids.
GUUACAUAUGUCAAUCAAAUUUAUUAUGACACUGACUUAUUGAAUCUUUGGAAUUAUUCAAAAAUUAUGUUUUAUCUCAAACUAUUAAUUUCAAUAACCAUUUUCUAUUAUUGUUACGCUGAUCGUUCAUGUGAUAUCAAAUGGCCUCGAUGUGGUACUGUAGAAAAUAUCGUCUGCAGAAACGGUGGUACCUGUAAACCCGAUCUUAAUUCCGAUUGUGUACCCAUACCAAAUAAUAACACUUUUCGGGAUUGGAUUGUAGAAGUUCAUAACUGCUACAGAAAUCGAAUUGCAUUAGGGGAAGUACAGGGUGUUGCCUCUGCGGCAAAUAUGAGAGUCAUCAAUUAUGAUUUAGAUUUGGAAUAUACAGCUUCGUGCUCCGCCAAUUUGUGUAAACCGCAAACUGAUUAUUGUGGACGAACAAAAAAAUUCUGGCAAAACGGACAGAACAUGGAAAUCAUACAUGGUGGUGAAGAUGUGAUUUCAAGUAUACCACACCGAUGGUUCGAUAACAUUAGAUUCAUGAAACCAGAGGGAUAUCGACAUUAUUGGAAGAAUCUUAGCCUUCCUUUAACAUUCACACAGAUGAUUUGGGCAGAAACAACACAUAUAGGUUGUGCAAGAGCAUAUUCAAGCAAAGAAUCUAAAAUCGUAUUAGUUUGCAAUUAUGGUCCGCCAGGGAAUAUCAAUCUUCUUCCCAUAUACAAAGCAGGUGAACCUGUUUCAAAAUGUCCUCCCGGUAUGCACGGUAAUUCCGAAUACCGUGGUUUGUGUGGAACAGUUCAGCCUGUCAGCACCAAUAGGAGAAUUACAGUUAAAGUUAGAUCUGGCGCUGUUAGUGUAUUGAAAUCUAAUUCUAUUUUUGCUUUAAUUUGCACAAUUAUUUCUUGCAUCCACAUAUCUAUUAAUAUCAUAUGAGUUGUUUUCAAAUACAUUUCAUUUAAAAACA